UAUUAGCUUUUAUAUAUUUUAUCAAAUCAUAUUUAUGAUACAGUUUGAUUAUUUUGUCCAAAUAUUAUUUAAAGGUAUUUCAAAAUAUUAUUUACUUCAUUCUAGUAAUAAGUGUACAGGUAAAAACUGUUCACUACAUUGUAUAUUUUUACCAUUGAUAAAUAACUGACCGACAGGUGCAGUUGUGUCUCAGUUUUGUGAACAAGAAUAUUUGAAGAUUUAAGGUUGGUGUAUUUUGUAAAUAUUUAUAAUGAUUGUGAAUAUGACUGUUUGAUAUAAAAGAGUUUUAUAAAAUACAAAAAGAACAAAAAUAUGAUAUGUACAUGUAAAUAACAUUCUAUAUUUUUAUCUGAAGUUUUGCAAAUGCAAAUAUGAUUUUGAAAUUUUGUUUAAUCAUUUGAAUUUGAAAUAUAGUUUUAUUGAACUAAUUGAUAGGCAUUGUUGAGAAAUAUUUAUACUAUGAAAGAUGUGUUUUACAUUUUUAAUAUAAAAGGUUCUGAUAAAGUAAAUAUUGUUCACAGGUAGAUCAAUGUGAUUUUCAUACUAGAGGAUGAUAUUAUUGCAGUAAAAUUGUCUGCCAUUUCCUUAUUUAGGCGUUGCCAAUAAUUAAUGUUAUUUUCAAUAUAUGUAUAAUGUGAAUAGAAUAUAUGAAUCCAGUAUAAUAAAUUCAUGAACCUUACAUUUGUGCUUUCGUAAGCCAGUUUUAUCGUUUUCGGAGGUUACAAAAAUGGCGUCGUCGACAGGAUAAUUAUAUAUAUACUUAUAAAUUGGCAACGUUGGUUAAGACAAUAUUUUCUAGGGUUAAAGUACUAGAUAUUUCAAGCAAGAUGGAAACUAAAGAAGAAAAGUUACAGAAAGAAGUAGAUGAAUUGAGUAAGAAAUUAUACCAUAUGCACAAGGAAAAAGGUGAAAACUUACAGUUAAAGCAACAAUUAGAACAUAAUAACAAAAUCAUUGAACAAUUACAAAAAUCAACAAAAACUGUAUACGUUGCAAAAGACAGACCGUUUACAAAAUUAUCCGGUAGAUCCGAAAAAGACAAAGAUCCGAUUAUAAGUGAUUGGUUGGAAGAUGCCCGAGAACAUCUCGUUACAAUACCAGACGAAAAAGCCAAAAUUGACUUUCUUAUGCAAAAUCUAAUAUCUCCAGCUAAAGAUGAGAUAAGACUUAGACCGUUAUUAGAAAGAGAUUCUGCUGAUAAAAUUUUGCUUUUGAUUCAUAGUAUUUAUGAUGGUGAUGAUUCAGUAAGUCAAUUACAACAGCUAUUUUUUCAAAGAAAUCAAAAAGAGAAUGAAACUUUGCAAGACUAUUCUUUGAAUCUGAUGAAAAUUUUUGAUCAAAUAAACAAGCGAGAUAACACAGUUUUGGGUGACAAAGAUAAAGUUCUUAAAGAUCGAUUUAUAGAAGGUAUUAAAGAACCACACUUGAAACGAGAAGUCAAACGAUUCAGUUAUGAGCACAAAACAAUGAAAUUUCUUAAGUUUAGACAAGAAGUGUUACUUUGGGUAAAUGAAAAUACACAAAGUUGGAAAGUAAAACUUCAAAUGCAAGAUGCCGAAGUUGUUAGCAAUCAAGCAAUAAAAUCAGAACACACAUCGAAAGACAACUCCGAGAUAUUAAAACUUCUCACAAAACAACAGGAAAUGUUAGAAAAGCAACAACAGCAAAUUGAUAGGUUGUCUAACAGGUCUAAUGUUAAAACAUAUAGUGAUUCAACAAACAAUGAUGUAUAUAAUAGCCAUAAACCAAUUGUUUGUUAUAAUUGUGGUGGUAAGGGUCAUAAACGUCCAGAAUGUCCAUCAGCUUUUCAAGUACAAAGAAGUGACGAAGAUACACAGACAACACAUACUCGAGGACAAUUUAGAGGUAGAGGAAGAAGUUAUCGUGGUAGAUAUAACCAAAGAGGUAACAGAUAUCAAGGCCGAGGUGGUGUUGUUCCUAGUGAGUCAGAAGAGGUAAAAGAGUAGCUUCUACUGCGGUGAGUCGAUCAGUAGAAGAUACUACAGUACAAGUAGACUCCAAUUCAUUUCAGAGUAAUAUUUUUAAAAACAUUGCUAGUAAAAGUCCAGAGACAGAAAUUGUUGUUGAAAAUCAAUCAGCUAUAGCACUUAUAGAUACUGGUUCCCAGGUUUCAACAGUUACUGAAACAUAUUUUAAAACAUUAUUACAAAAGAAACCAAUACUACACGAUAUAACAAAAUGGAUGAAAGUCACUGGAGCCAAUGAUUUACCGAUCCCAUAUUUAGGUUAUAUUGAACUUAACGUUGCAGUAGCGAAAACAAUGAUUCCGAAUGUUGGUUUUCUUGUUGUGAAAGACACUGAUAACAUUAGUAAAUUGCCAUUUUUACUAGGAAGUAAUUUUUUUAUGAAGAUGAAAGAAGCUUUAGAAGUUUAUAAUGAAACCGAAACAAACACUCUUAUUGGGAAGCAAUUGUCAGGUAUUUUAACUGUAUAUAAUAAUUCUUUUGACUGUGAAAUAGAUUCUCCAAAAAUAUCUUUUGUUAAGAUAGCAGGUAGCAAUCCAGUACAUAUACCGGGAAAUUCCAUGAAGACAGUAAUGUGUACAACCAGACAAAAAGACAAUAAUGAAAAGUAUUGUGCAGUUGUUCAGUCAUUACAAGGUAACCAAGGCUCUUUACCGAGAAACAUUAUGGUAGUUGAUAGUUAUGCUGAGAUAAGUCAAGGAACAGUACCGGUACGUAUGAUUAAUAUAGGAUUAGAAGAUAUAUGGAUUAAUCAGAAAACAAGAGUUGGUACAUUACAUUCAGCUUCACUGAUACACGAGGUGUCACAAGACAAUAUUGACAUUGAUAUAGAUCAGACUCAAAUUAAUGUUCAAAUAAAGAAAAUAGAUAUUGCUGUUUGUAAGCAAGCUACAACAAAUACAGAGAAUAAGAAAAUACAAUUGAAUGACCUCGACAUAGAAAAGGAAAACCUUACCGAUGAACAAAUAGAAAAAGUUAAAGAUUUGUUAAACAAGAACACCGAUAUAUUUUGUAAGAACGAUUUAGAUUUAGGAUAUACAGACAUUGUAAAGCAUAGAAUUCUUACAACAGACGAGAAACCAAUUGCGAUUCCACAUAGACGCAUUCCACCUAAUCAAAUGGAAGAAGUUAGAGCACAUAUCAAACAAUUGUUAAAUCAAAACAUUAUUCGUAAGAGUAGUAGUCCUUAUGCUGCGCCCGUAGUAAUAGUACGCAAGCACGACAAGUCUAUUAGACUGUGCGUAGAUUACAGAUUACUGAAUAAAAAGACAAUACGUGACGCAUAUCCACUUCCAAGAAUCGAGGAGGCAUUAGACACUUUACACGGAACAAAGUUUUAUACUACUUUAGACUUAUCCCAAGGUUAUUAUCAGGUAGCGACCGAUGAAAGAGAUAUACAUAAGACUGCAUUUCGUGUUGGAACGGGAGGUCUUUAUGAGUACUUAAGAAUGCCAAUGGGACUUUCUAAUA
Mytilus trossulus (common blue mussel) is the source of this 3455-nucleotide messenger RNA. RefSeq lists its product as uncharacterized. Bases 828 to 1967 code for a protein of 379 amino acids. The transcript is spliced from 2 exons. NCBI's taxonomy places the organism in Eukaryota, Metazoa, Mollusca, Bivalvia, Mytilida, Mytilidae. Gene Ontology annotation, molecular function: zinc ion binding; nucleic acid binding. The record is from RefSeq and is a predicted model, not a curated record.